AUGAUGCGAUCCAACAGCAUCUCCUCCAUUUCGUCUCUCUCCUCGCGCUGCUCGUCAGCAGAGCCCGAGUCGACCAUGCAAAUCUUCAUCAAGAACAUUGCCGGCAAUACCUUUGCCCUCGAAGUACCAGAGUCCACGUCGAUAGCGACGCUCUCAUCGCUGCUCGCCAUCCGUACGAAUCUCCCCGCUCAAGACAUGCGCCUUGUAUACGCCGGCAGACAUCUUGACCUGUCAUCAAACACAUUGUCCGACUACAAAAUCGGACGAGAAAGCACACUGCAUCUGGCACUUCCGUUGCGAGGCGGAGCGCCCAAGAAGAUCCGCUGCCAAUUCAAAGACUGCAAGGACCCGGCCCAACGCAUUGUCGGAGACUGCGGCUUCUGCAAUGGGCACUUUUGUGGCAAGCACCGUAUGCUCGAGAGCCACGCAUGCAGUGGACUCGAAACAUGCAAGGAGGAGGAGAAGCAGCGAAACCGCGAGCGUCUCGAGAAGGAGAGAACAGUUGCCAUCAAGGGCAUUUGA
Molecule: messenger RNA, 522 nt
Organism: Aureobasidium namibiae CBS 147.97
Lineage: Eukaryota; Fungi; Ascomycota; Dothideomycetes; Dothideales; Saccotheciaceae
Exons: 2
Coding region: 1-522 (173 amino acids)
Biological process (GO): protein ubiquitination; modification-dependent protein catabolic process
Cellular component (GO): nucleus; cytoplasm
Molecular function (GO): ubiquitin protein ligase binding; protein tag activity; zinc ion binding
Source: RefSeq, a predicted model, not a curated record